This is a messenger RNA of Cottoperca gobio, 2730 nucleotides long. It is a transcript of the gene cap1, whose product is annotated as CAP, adenylate cyclase-associated protein 1 (yeast). The coding region runs from base 155 to 1582 and encodes 475 amino acids. Gene Ontology annotation, biological process: actin filament organization; cytoskeleton organization; cell morphogenesis. Gene Ontology annotation, molecular function: adenylate cyclase binding; actin binding. Gene Ontology annotation, cellular component: cytoplasm. The transcript has 13 exons. The record is from RefSeq and is a predicted model, not a curated record. Lineage: Eukaryota; Metazoa; Chordata; Actinopteri; Perciformes; Bovichtidae.
GCGGAAACGCUGCGCGGUGACAGCUGGGUAAAUUCACCGACAUACAGGAAGAAAAAGACGAAGCUCAGUCUGCCCUGCUGCAAGCCUGCUGCAAGCCUGCACACUCCCACGGCGACAUAAAGGACCAAAUCACUGCUUGACCCGUUUAGCAGGUAUGGCUGAGUUGGCGAGUCUGGUGCAACGGCUGGAGGUGGCGGUGGGUCGCCUGGAGUCCAUGUCAGGCCCUGGAGGCAGCGGUGGAGAUUCUGCUGGAGGAGCUGUAUCGGCGUACGUCGAUGCCUUUGACGCAAUCAUCAGCGGUCCCUUGGCUCAGUACCUCUCCUACAGCCAGAAGAUCGGGGGCGAUGUCCAGAAACAUGCAGACAUGAUGAAGCAGGCAUUCACCUGUCAGAGAAAGCUGCUCGUGGCAGCCUCGUCCUCCCAGAAGCCCACUGAUGCAGUUUUGACGACUCUCAUGCAGCCGAUGUCCAAAGAGAUCCAGCAGGUGCAGGCGUUCCGCGAGCUGAACCGCACCUCACCGCUGUUCAACCACCUUUCUGCCGUGAGCGAGAGCGUGCCUGCCCUCGGAUGGGUCGCCAUGGCUCCUAAGCCGUGCCCCUUUGUUAAAGAGAUGCAGGAUGCCGCCAUGUUCUACACCAACCGUGUGCUCAAGGACUACAAAGAAAAGGACAAGGUACAUGUGGACUGGGUCAGGGCCUACGUCUCCAUCUGGACUGAGCUGCAAAACUACAUCAAACAGCACCACACCACCGGGCUGACCUGGAGCAAGAGCGGUCCCGUAGCUUCGGCCUCUGCAGCUCCCCCCUGUCCUCCUGCUGGUGGAUGUCCUCCCCCACCUCCCCCUGUACCUCCUACUCCCCCCAUGGACUUGAGUGAACCCUGUGGUGGUGGUGGUGGUGGUGGUGGUAGUAGUCGUAACGCUUUGUUCAGCGCUAUCAACAAGGGAUCAGACAUCACCUGUGGCCUGAAGCAUGUGAGUGACAACCAGAAGACUCACAAGAAUCCCACCCUGAGGGGUACUACUGUAGUACGCACCGGACCCAAACCCUUCGCCUCCCCCUCCCCCUCUCCCCGACCUGCUGGGUCGGCCACCCCGACCCGCACGCUGCCCCCUGUGUUUGAGCUGGAUGGGAAGAAGUGGAAAGUGGAGAACCAAGAGGGAGCGCAGGACCUGGUGAUCAGCGACACUCAGCUGAAACAAGUGGUUUAUGCUUACAAGUGUAACAAGAGCACCCUGUCGGUCAAGGGCAAAAUCAACUCCAUCACUUUAGACAACUGUAAGAAAGUGGGCCUGGUGUUCGAGCAUGUCGUGGGCAUCAUAGAGAUCAUCAACUGCAAGGAUGUCAAGAUCCAGGUCAUAGGUAAGGUCCCCACUAUCUCCAUCAACAAGACGGAUGGUUGCCAUGUCUACCUGAGCAGAGACUCUCUGAGCUGUGAGAUCGUCAGCGCCAAGAGCUCGGAGAUGAACAUCCUGGUCCCCGACCAAGACGGAGAAUUCAGGGAGAGCGCUGUUCCUGAGCAGUUCAAGACCGUCUGGGAUGGCAAGAAGCUUGUUACCACAGCAACAGAGAUCGCCGGAUAGACAGGGGCAGCAUGUGACAUGGCGACACCAUCCCCACCCCUUUUUUUGCAAAUGCCUUCCUGACUGAUCAACCACCCCACCAGCUAACUCUCACACUGUAGACUGAGAUUUGGACCUUGUUGCGUGCGUUAUAUCUCCCGCCCUUCCUUUUUAUCAGCCAAUCACAGUUCUAAGCUGUCCCUUCCAUCAGCCAAUGAGAGGACUGCUCUCUUUUAUCUGGAGCAAAAUCCUCCAGCCAAUCAGCAGGGAGCGGCUUGUCGUUCAAAUUGGUUUACCCUGUGAGCACUUUUUAAAAACAUUGAGUUUUGCCAAUAGCUUGGAUGCUCUGUAUAAUACUUUGUAUGCAUCUGGAUAAUGCUAAGCUAAAUUUAACAUUUAGAAUAGCCAACAUGGGAACAGGGAUAUUAAUUCCUCUUGAACAAAAGCAAUCAGGCUCCACUAGCAGGAUGCUUCAGGCGAUUCUUUCUCCUCUUCCUGGUCAGGAGGGGCUGGUGUUUUCUUUUCUUUUUUUAACUUGUGGCCUGUUUCUGUUAUAUGCAAUUUACAGGUUAAGCAUUUGUCAAACAAAGAGGAUAAUGGCAUCCAUAUCACCUCCGCUGAUGUUGACUAUAAUAAUAUUAACAUUCAUAGUUGAUGAUAAUAAUAAUAAUAAUAAUAAAUGUAAGUCAGCACCCUGAGCACAAAUAGGAGUAAAAACAAGUUGUGUGCACACAAAUUAUCAUUCCAUGUGCUUUCCCUUAAACACACAGGACAUUCCCGAGUAUUAAAAAACAACAAAAAAAAAACAUUCCAUAUAAAGGAGGCAUGUAAGAAAAGGUUUACGAUAAAGAGCAAAGAGAUACAAAGAGAUGCAGAGUGGAAGAGACUGAAGGACAUAAUCAUUGAUUGUAAAAUGCUUGACCUCAGUCUCUAGAUUGGAAAUAUCUGCUGAAAUGAUCUGUACAGAUAGUGAUAAUCAAAUAGUCUUAAUAUAAGCCUGACCAUCAACGUCUCUCCACUCGCUCAUGUCGGCACUCUGGUUAUCUUCAGCUCUUGGCUGAAUUUUCUUUUAUAUUGUCUUUUUCUUUUUACCUCUUUAUUUUCUGGGUCCAAAAAUCAGAAUUCUGCUCAUUAGUACUGGAGACAUCAAUAAAAAGAGUUGCAAUAAA